GCCGCCGCGUCCCGCCGGGCCGCGCUCGCCCCUGCAGCGCCCGGGCGGAUGCGGCGGGCCCACGGAGGGGCAUGCUUCCACGCACCAAGUACAACCGCUUCAGGAACGACUCGGUGACAUCGGUCGACGACCUUCUGCACAGCCUGUCGGUGAGCGGCGGCGGCAAGGGCUCGGCGGCGCGCGCGGCCCCGGCGGCGCCCCCCUACCUGGUGUCCGGAGACGCGCUGCGCAGGGCGCCCGACGAUGGGCCGGGCAGCCUGGGCCACCUGCUCCACAAGGUGUCCCACCUGAAACUCUCCAGCUCGGGCCUCCGCGGGCGCGCGGCGGCCGGGGCGCGGGCGGGCGCGCGGCUCUCGGGCAGCUGCAGCGCGCCCAGCCUGGCCGCCCCGGACGGCAGCGCGCGCCCCGGCCCCGGCGCCCCGGCCAUGCGCGCCGCCAGGAAGGGCCGGCCCGGCGACCAGCCGCCGCCGCGCGCCCCGCACGCCAGCGACCAGGUGCUGGGGGCCGGAGUCACCUACGUCGUCAAGUACUUGGGGUGCAUUGAAGUUCUCCGCUCAAUGAGGUCUCUUGACUUCAGUACAAGAACACAGAUUACCAGGGAAGCCAUCAGCCGAGUCUGCGAAGCCGUCCCGGGCGCCAAGGGAGCCUUCAGGAAGAGAAAGCCUCCCAGCAAAAUGCUGUCCAGCAUCUUGGGCAAGAGGAACCUGCAGUUUGCGGGGAUGAGUAUCUCCCUGACCAUAUCCACCGCCAGCCUGAACCUGCGGACGCCCGACUCCAAGCAGAUCAUCGCGAACCACCACAUGCAGUCCAUCUCGUUCGCCUCCGGGGGAGACCCGGACACGACGGACUACGUUGCAUAUGUGGCUAAGGACCCCGUUAAUCGCAGAGCAUGCCACAUCCUGGAGUGCUGUGACGGGCUGGCCCAGGACGUCAUCGGCUCCAUCGGACAGGCCUUCGAGCUCCGGUUUAAGCAGUAUCUGCAGUGUCCUUCCAAGGUCCCCGCCUUCCACGACCGAAUGCAGAGUCUGGACGAGCCUUGGACUGAAGAGGAGGGGGACGGCUCAGAGCACCCAUACUACAACAGCAUCCCAAGCAAGACGCCUCCUCCGGGGGGCUUCGUGGAUGUGCGGCUGCAGCCCAGACCCCACGCACCUGACGUGGCCCAGUUUGCAGGAAAAGAGCAGACGUACUACCAGGGGAGACACUUGGGAGAGCCGUUUGGUGAAGACUGGCAGCAAACACCUGUCCGGCAAGGGUCCCUGGACACCUACAGCCUGCCGGAAGGGAGAGCCCACGCGGGCCCCGGAGAAGCCCCCACCUACGUGAAUGCCCAGCACAUCCCGCUGCAGGCCACGCCGGCCUCGGGCAGCAGCGCAGAGAGCAGCCCGCGAAAAGACCUCUUCGAUAUGAAGCCUUUUGAAGAUGCUCUCAGGACCCAGUCCCUGGGGCCUGUGCUGAGCAAGGCGGCCUCCGUGGAGUGCAUCAGCCCCGUCACGCCCAGAGCCCCAGACGCCAAGAUGCUGGAGGACCUGGAAGGGGAGCCUUGGUACCAAGGCGAGAUGAGCCGGAAGGAGGCCGAGGGGCUGCUCAAGAACGACGGGGACUUCCUGGUGAGGAAGAGUGCCACCAACCCGGGCUCCUUCGUCCUCACGGGCAUGCACAACGGCCAGGCCAAGCACCUGUUGCUCGUGGACCCGGAGGGCACGAUCCGGACGAAGGACAGGGUCUUUGACAGCAUCAGCCACCUCAUCAACCACCACUUGGAGAACAGCCUGCCGAUUGUCUCCGCCGGAAGCGAGCUCUGCCUGCAGCAGCCGGUGGAGAAGCCCCUGUGACCGGCCAGCCACCCGUCCUGACCCUGCACUGGUGGUCAGGAGACCUGGUUCUUCCCGGGAAGUGGGUACAGGGGUACGGAAACUCAGGCAGCCGCCCGCGGGCUCAGAGCCUUGUCCAAAUGCCUCAGGAGGAAGGUGUCCGUAAAGUGCAAGUUUCAUAAACUUGUCCUGAUUUUCUCGUGUGCAUAUGAAAGGUGUACAUACCUAUACAUCCUGUACAAAUUAGCCCUCUAUAUUUAUAUUUUUUAAGACUAAGAAAGAUGUAAGACUAAUGUUCUGUGCUGUAUGUUUUUAAUGGAAAAAAAGUUUGACUCUAGUUGUCUGGGCAAAAAAAUGUAACUCAGCUAACCCAUUCUCCUGAGAAAUUCCCCUCAGAAGGUGAGAUCUGCAGUUUUGCCUGAUAAGCACAACACGGGGACCAGAAGCGAGCAGGGGGUGGUGAUAAGUGUCGGGUCUGGCUCUGGUCCUGGUGGCUGCCACUCGGGGGUGUUGGCGCCCCCUCCCUGCGUGAUGACGCCUCCCCCGCCGUCUGUAUUGCACCGUGUGCUCCUGGCUCCCGCACCUGACACCUGGUGUUGCUGAACUGAGUGUCAGGGCCGCUGUUUCGGGUGGUGCCUGAGCACAGGAAUGCCGUCCCCCUUGACCGCAGUGGUCCAGGGCCCUCAAAGAGCUGUGUAACUGCCAGAUGUGGCACAAAAUGAACCUCAGUGACCAACAUCUUCACUGGCAAACUCUUCCAUCGCUCUCACCUGCAUCAUGACACAAAACAAGAGUGGGCGGAGGGCUGAUUGGGGCGAAGUCUUGGCUUCUGUGUCUUUCCAGCCAAUCCGAUGAUCACAGGCUGCUGAGGUGGCUGCUAGAAAACUGUCCCUGCCCUUAAUCUGACAGAGGAAAACGCACCUUACGAGCUGUGUGGAAGGCAGAUCUAACACGGUGCUCGGUCCGGUAGAUGUGUGCACGGCCGUGGCGUGGAAGGCAGACCUACCACGCAAGCUCCGCCCCCGAGACAUGUGCACGGCAGUGGCUCUUGCCCUGCGUUUGCCCGAGGUUGGUGACGCAGGGGCUUGCGGGAUCCAUCUGAGGUUUUCUGCUUCUCGAGUGGUUGGUGGGUAAGGUGGCUGGCUGUCUCUACAGCAGACUCUCCAGUUGCUCCGUGGAAAGGACGCCUGGCCCAUGGAGCUCUGUCUCGGCCCCUCCUUUGAGCUAAAGUACUAGGGUUUCUUACUGGGUCAUUGAGCGUCAGGAGGCCGACAGGGCCUCUAACUUGUAAAUGCCAGGUUGACAUUACCAUGUGACUUAACAGAUGCCGUCUUUUAAAAGCUAGAAGGAUUCAUUCAUUGGCUGUCACCUUCCAAUUGGUGCCAUGGCAUAGGCCCCCAUCCCGUGCGACCCCACGGCAUGAGGCACCCCUGGGUCAGAGCCACAGGGGGACUCGCCACACACUUAGAGCGAGACAGUAAUAAUUCAGUGCUUCAAGAGUGAGGAGUUAAGGGUAGAUUUAAAAAAUUCUGAUGAAUGACUGUGAAGUUCUAAUGCUAAAUGAACCCCAUUUCUGUUUUUGGGAUGUGUGUGUCCAGGGGGGAUGACGGGGUGAAGCUCACGGGUGAGGGUGGGUCAGGCAGCUUUGCAGAUGUGCUUGGAGCCUUCUUAGGAGUUUUUGUCUAUUGAGGGUCCAGUGAAUCCAAGAUGCCAGUGGCUUCCAUCUUCUAGAAUGUUCUGCCAUGGAUCGGAACUGAUGUAGGACCCUCUGCCUCUUCCGAGAACGGUUCUGGUUUCAGUCACAGUGUGGAUACUCUGCCCAGGUCACUCAGAGGCGGUGGGGACUGAACGGGGAUGGGGCAGCAGUAGUUCAGGCUCUUGCCCUGUGACGACGUGGACGGGAUGGGGGUGGGGACCGCGUGCACCCCGUCCCCCUGCGGCCCUGCAGACAUACCAGAAGUCCCACCCCAGUGUGGGAGCAUACACAGACAUAAAGGUGGAUAAACUGACUUUUUAGUGGCCCAUCGUGCAGUGUUAAGGGCACCUCCCAAAUGCUAAUGUUUCAGGGCAAUGUGGGAAAGGCUGCCUGGGGACCCUGAGACCCUGAACGUGUGACCUGCUUUCUUUUCCUUCUUGGGGAUAUAAGAGGGAUAUAAUCUGCAGGUGUGGGAGCUCUCUGCUGCGAAGUCAGUGUCUCUCUCAAUGGUGAUAAGCAAUAUAUAUAUACCAUGUUUUUUCUGCAUGAGAAUCAAUUUAAAAAAUUAGAGGUAUUGGCGGGAGAUCAAAUUUUUGUUUCAAUAUUAACGCAAAACAUGUAUUUUUAAGCUCAGAUUCCAGGGCUGCUUACAAAGGGACAGUGCCAGUGGGAAACUGCACUCCUUUGUAGUCGCCAGAGCAGCCUGGGGACCCAGCGGGUGCCGGCCAGGUCCCUUGUCCUUGUUCCUCCCCUGUGUGAAGCGUAUUGGGGCUUCCCCGGGUCACCCCAGCUCUCCUCCAAGGUCGUGUGAUGGCUGUUACAGGGAGCCUCAUUCACAGGUGGGGAAACUGAGGCUCAGUGGGCGGGCAGCCAAGCUGUCCAGCGGCCUUGGCGUUACUGGGCUCUGCGGCGCCAGGAGCUCAGGAUUCCCAGGGGAAGACGGGCCCCUCCCUGACCAGCCUGGGUCCCCGUCGCCCAGUCCCCGGCCUGUGCCUCUGCGGGGGCAAGGCGGGGUUCUCCGGGGCCUCUCGUCCCGGGUACAUUCUCCGUGCAGUGUGCCUGGCCACCCCUGGGGUGCACCCCCUCCCGGGCCCCUGCCCAGGGGUGCACAGGUGCGGCAUCGGAGGCCUGGCCCCCCCAGCCCCCGCCACACACACACACACACACACACACACACACACACACACACCUGUGUGUGAAUUAGUGGUACUUGCGGCCCCGGAUGCCUGUGGGGGCUGCUCAGCAGCGGUUUCACAGAGCUCUGACGCUUGAGGCCCUGGACUGCUCGGCAGACUGAUGGCUGAUGCACGCACGCAUCUCCCGACCCCAUAAGUGACACCUUAAGCCUGAGGUCCUGGUCCUUAUGUCCUGGAAUCAGUCACCGGGUGGACGCAAUUCCCAUGAGAUCACAAGCCUCCCUGGGCGCCGCCAGCAGAGCCACGUGGCCUCACACGUGCUGCUGGGCCUUCCCUGAGCGCUGGCCCACGUGCCACCUGCACCGCAGAGCCGUGCACCGUCCCCGCCCAAGACAGGGGUGAACGUCCAUCAACAGGAAGGACAGCUGUCCCCUGGGAUGUUUGGGAAAAUGUGUGACGGGCUCUCUGGCGGGCGGGGUACGCAUAUGUGUGCGCUCGGCCCGUGCGUGCCGUCCACCCUGCGUGCCCCCCGACGUGUGCGUCCCCCACUGCGCGCCCCUGAGCCUUUCUGUGGCGGCGAGGAAGGGGAGAGGGAUUGCGGAAAUACUGCACUUGGGUCAUACGUGUCAGAAUAAUACCAGGCUCUGUAGUGAAACUUUGAAAAUUGGUCCUGGGAAAGACGAAGCAGAAAAACCGCUCGGCAGGAAGGUGUUACAAACCUGCAUGCGCCGUGGCUCCCCAGAGGGUCCCGAGUGAGGCAGGCUACAGGAUCAGGAUCAUGCAGCUGCACACCCCCCUCUUCUCUGGGGGAGCGAGGGCCAGACUUGCCGCAGUGCGGGGGCAGUCAGUGGCCGAAUCUAGGACAGAGCGAAGGACUUAUUAGGGUCCUUAACAGUGUGUGUAUAAUGCUCCACCCCCGAUGGAAAACGGCCAACAGCGCUUCUCCCUUGGGUUUGCAUGUUUCCCCCUUUCCUGGAGGAGGAAGUGUUUCUGUUUGGGGCCCUUCACUUCUCCGGGUGAUGCCCGGGGCUGGGGAAGGGAAGGAAGUCGGGGAGGAGAGCACGAUGGGUCCAGUCACCAUGGUGUGGAAGACUGAGGCACAGCGGGAGGCAGGGUGGACGCAUCUUGGCCGGGACCCAGCUGCGUUUAGCCGCUGCCGGGCACAGAGGAAAGCGGGCCGUGUGCAAACCUGAGCACACUCCCCGCCGGGACUCCCCGGCAGAGACACAGUCCUCCGGGAGCCCCCAGGGCCCCACCCCAGCAGGUCUGCAGGGCCCAGGAACGUGCAUUUCUCUAGGGAGUGCGGCGCGCCAUCAGGCGUGAGCUGCCAGCCCUUUGCCCUCCCUUCCUGAGGGCUUCACGCCUCCAGUUUGUAUGUUUUCCCUCCACUUCGCGUCCUGGGUCCCAGAGUCCACGCUCUGGGCUUUAAAAGUGGCGCAUUAAUGAGCAUUUAGAACCCCAGGCAAUCAGUGCCAUCUGCCAGCCACAGUGUAUUUAUAAUGGGCUUUAUACAUAUUGAUAAGUUUGCCAGCAACAAAUGCACAGUUUUAAAACUGGCACAUUUUACAGCAGCCAGAAAAACUGCAGUUUUAUAUGAGGACUUUGAAUAUCAGUUGCGGGCACACGCGUACCUCCACGGAUCACGACAGCCACGCACCUGUGUGGGGGCCCCCGCGGGCAGGCGGUGUGACGGCACCUGGCCCUCCUCUCCGGGCUUUGGGAUUUUAAGCAACAAGGACAACCAGAGAGCUGAGCAGACGUGGAGAGUUUGGGGGCUGACGGGCCCGGCGUCGGCAGACGGCUGGAGGAGGGUCCUGGGUGCCGCAGGAGGGGACCCAAGUGCAAGGGAGCAGGAGCAGGCAGGACGGCCGCGGGGGGGGGCUCUGUGGAAGUGACCAAGGGGCGGGGGCGGGGAGGCCACCAGGAUGGAUGACAGUGCAGGAGGGUGAAGGUACGGAGAAGGGCUUGGGGACAAGCACAUCCGGUCUCACGUGCUGCCUGUGUCUGCAGCGCCCAGAGACGACGGGCAGGAAGGGACAGGGGCAGAAAGGCUGUCCUCCCUGGCAUGCUUGGGGGCGACCAGUCUGCCCCGGCACAGCCGUGCACCCCCCAGCUGGCGGGCAUCUCUCUCGGCCCUGUCUGUGCACGGUUCCUACGUGGCAGGGUCUGCGCUGGGGUCCCCAGAGAGAUGGGGACCUGUGACCUGCUGGGAAACAAGCACGCACAGGGCGUGAGGGCCAGACGGGCCUGCUGGCCGGCGUGGCCACGUUCAACAGGGCAGUGGAGGCCGGGGCUCCCGGCUGGGUCUGGGCAGUCUGGAGGUUGUGCGAGCUGGAGGCGGGUGGGGCGGGGGUGUCGACAGGCGGACAGGCGAGGCUGGAGGCCGCGGAGCCAGCAGGGACACCCUCCUCGCGCCCCGCGGCUGGCGCUGGCCGGGGCGCUGGGGGGUGCCGGCUGCGCCCCUCGGGUCCCCUCCCCCCCCGAUGCCCUGAAAAGGACUCCCCAGGGCUCCUCCCUGAGCGGGGAGCCCUUCUCACGGAAGAAGGUGCCAGACACGAAACCUUGUAUGAGCUUGUUUCUGGUGUUGUUGCGUCACCUUGAGGCGCUGUAGGUAGCAAGCCACGCGCACGGAGAGUGCAGGUGUGGUCCCGCGUGUCACACGUCGUCAGCCCACACGCACCCGGGGCGUUCCUACCACAGCCAGAUUGUGUGCGCCACUGAAUCCAGCAGCGGUCCACAGAGCAGAAAUACGUGGGCACCUCUGUUUGCACAUUGGGUUACCUUUCUCUGUGAUGACUGUGUGUCAGCAGUGAGUGCAAUGUUCUCUGUUCAUUUGCCUUUUGAAUAAAACUUGUUCCAGAAUAAAUACUGUAAAAACUUUAA
Messenger RNA from Hyaena hyaena (striped hyena), 7529 nucleotides. It is a transcript of the gene SHC3, whose product is annotated as SHC adaptor protein 3. NCBI's taxonomy places the organism in Eukaryota, Metazoa, Chordata, Mammalia, Carnivora, Hyaenidae. Bases 72 to 1835 code for a protein of 587 amino acids. The transcript has 12 exons. Gene Ontology annotation, molecular function: receptor tyrosine kinase binding. Gene Ontology annotation, biological process: cell surface receptor protein tyrosine kinase signaling pathway; intracellular signal transduction. Gene Ontology annotation, cellular component: plasma membrane. The record is from RefSeq and is a predicted model, not a curated record.